GAGUCCACAGCCAUGGUUGUCUCGUCCCUUGUUCGUCGAGGUAUGGAGCUGGCCUCCGACAUGUCCACGAACUCUAAAGACCGUGAAGUGCCCUCCAUCCAUCUCUCGGGGUGGCUGGCUGGUCUUUUUGUCUUCUCUGUUCUAGCUUUCUUUUUUGUUGUAUUCUCGAUCGAGUACACCUAUGGAAUGGUGGUUGCUACCCUCGCCGCCAUCGAGGAAACCAACCCCGAUCUCUAUAUCCGCGUCAAGUCCGAUUUCAAUCCUAACAAGGAUGUGGACCCGGCUGAGCCCGAGGCACGCACCCUUCGCCCGCAGCCUGUUACCAGCACCUUGCGCACCGCCGUUAGACAUCUCCGUGCCCGUGCCGGCUUCUGGUCUCGUUUCCGCGGUUUUGGUCUGUUUAUGACAUACUCUCUGGCCGAGGGAUUUAUAUUCGCAAUUCUACCUCUGUCCAUGACCAACUUUGCCGGGCAGCUGGCCGCUAGAAUGAUCAUCGGCAUGGCCUUAGCCAACCUGGAACUGACUUGGCUGCUGAAAAUUGCACCCGUCGUUGCCUUUGAGCAAGGCGCUGUCUGUGCCGCUUUCUACAUUCCUCUAUUUAUUGCCGGAGCUGCCGGAGCUCUAGGCGAUUUGGUUGUUGAUCCCAACACUAACCUCCCACCGGCUGAGCUUGUGAGUCGCGCUGCCACAGCCAUCGCCAUCCCAUCUCUGCUUGCCGCCCUCGUAUCCAUCCCCGCGCGGGCCGUUACGAUUCGUGUCGCAGCCUCCAUGCUCCCAAAGGAGGAUAACACGAUCGUACCCUUUGACCGCUCCUUCGGCGGAAAGGUGGUUCCUGUCACUCUUGGCGGCAGCGGUAAACUCAGCAUUAAAGAUGCAUGGGCGACCUUCGAUGGACCUGCUCGCAUUCGCUACCUGAAGGUGAUCGGUAAGGCCUUUGCCAUGGAGUUUGCUGCGAUGAUCCUCUUUUCAAUUGUACUUGGAUGUCAAGUCCACGCGGGGGCAUUGACGUACGGUAUCCGGCGUACACCGACCCGAGUGACUGUCCUCGUCAGGCGCCAUAUCCCUUCAUCCUAUUCCUCAUUCUCGCCCCGCGCUGCCACUCCCGAGACCAGAACCACCACUAUGGCUACAUCACCAGCAGGUCGCAUGCUGUUGGGGCAGCUGCAACAGAUGCAGUCUGCCAAGGACCUUCCUGGCAUUAGCUGUGGGCUCGUCGAUAAUAAUGUGUUUGAGUGGGAGGUCAUGCUCAUGAUCUCAGAUGAUGUCAAGUUAUACGGCGGCGGCUUCUUCCGUGCUCGACUCUCCUUUCCUCCCGAAUAUCCACAUAUGCCACCGAAGAUGAAAUUUGAAACGCCACUUUUCCACCCGAACAUUUACCCCAACGGCGAUGUCUGUAUUUCCAUUCUGCACCCACCCGAGGAAGACAAGUACGGCUACGAGUCUGCUGCAGAGCGCUGGUCCCCCGUCCAGACCCCGGAGACAAUCCUGCUAUCCGUGAUCUCCAUGCUCUCAAGUCCGAAUGAUGAAAGCCCCGCCAACGUCGAAGCUGCCCGCCUAUGGAGAGAAGAUCCUAAAGAGUUCAAGAAGCGGGUUCGCAAGUGUGUCCGAGACAGUUUGGGCGAGGAGUAA
This is a messenger RNA of Aspergillus bombycis, 1629 nucleotides long. Its product is annotated as putative ubiquitin conjugating enzyme. Gene Ontology annotation, cellular component: cytosol; endoplasmic reticulum. The transcript is spliced from 7 exons. NCBI's taxonomy places the organism in Eukaryota, Fungi, Ascomycota, Eurotiomycetes, Eurotiales, Aspergillaceae. The annotation marks the transcript as partial. The record is from RefSeq and is a predicted model, not a curated record.